CUUUUUUUUUUUCAUCUCUCUCUCUCUAUUCUUCUCUUCUUCUUCUUUGUUGCUCUCGGAUCAACCCUAGCUAUGGCAUCUCCGAAAAAGAUGUUCCAGAUCUUCGUUGCCUUCCCUGACCUAGGCCUUCCUUCCCGAUCCCUUUCCCUAUCGCCCGAUCUCACCCUCCACCGCUUAAAGCGAUCCCUUUUCCCCUACCAAACCCAAACACAAACCCUGAACUCCCUCUACUUUUCCCUCAACGGCAAACCCCUCCUCGACUCUUCCACGGUUUCCUCCGCUGGUGUUACGAGCUCAGCACUUCUCACCCUGCGCCUCCGAGUUGCCGGCGGCGGAGGCGAUGGCGGCGCCACCGGUGCCGAAUCGCGCGAUUGUUACCUCAACAUGUAUGCUGUCAAAAAGCCCGACAAGGUUGACCCGAACGAGACCCGAAUUUCGCGCUGGACUACUUGCGCCCUCUCCACUGAGCCGCUCGCCCCUCCAUGCGUGAUUGAUAGAAUUGGUAAUAUCUUCAACAAGGAGCCUCUCGUCGAAGCUCUCAUCCACAAGCGGCUUCCUAAGGAGUUUAACCAUAUCAGAGGGUUGAGAGAUAUGAUUCCUAUUCAUCUUUCGCCAAUACCUGAUGCUGGUAGACCGGAGAUGAGGUUCCAGUGCCCAAUUUCUGGGCUUGAGUUCAAUGGGAAGUAUGGGUUUGUUGCUAUUAAGGGAUGUGGGCAUGUUUUGAGUGUGAAGGCUUUAAAGGAGGUGAAGUCGUCUGCUUGCUUGGUUUGCCAUAAGGAGUUUUCGGAGUUGGAUAAGGUUGUGAUCAAUGGAAGUUCUGACGAGGUGGCUGUUCUGAGGGAGAGGAUGGAAGAGGAGAGGGGAAGGUUGAGGGAGAAGAAAGAGAAGAAAGUUGGGUAUAGUUUGAGUGGCACAAAACAUGGGGUUGAUGAGAAAACUAGGAGCUUGGAGAAUGUUGGGCAUGAUAGGUGUGGGAAGAGGUUCAAGGCUGUUGAUAUUGCUCCUGUUAAUGCCACCAAGGAGGUUUAUGCUUCUAUUUUUACUUCAUCUAAGAAGACCGAGUUCAAAGAAACUUAUUCUUGCCGGUCACUGCCGCUUGGUAGGAAUUGAGGAGGUGAAACCUGAUGGAGUGUUGCCUUGUUUGCAAAGUGGUACAUGGAUAUUUCUCUCUUCUGGUUAUGUAGUUAGUAAGAGUUAAAUUACGUUGGUUAACAGCGUGAGCACGGUGCCUUUGGAAUAUUUUGUGAUAUAUUUGCUGUUUUAAACUAACUACAUCAGGUGGACUGCCUAAACUCCUUUUAAAUGUAUGAACGACUUAAUAGAAUAUGUUAUGAUUGUUUGGGUUUAUACACAUCAAACAUGCUGCCAAGUUAUUUUGAAUUGUUUUCAAUGUCUUUUCCUUUG
Molecule: messenger RNA, 1404 nt
Organism: Dendrobium catenatum
Lineage: Eukaryota; Viridiplantae; Streptophyta; Magnoliopsida; Asparagales; Orchidaceae
Product: protein RTF2 homolog
Exons: 1
Coding region: 73-1110 (345 amino acids)
Biological process (GO): mitotic DNA replication termination; site-specific DNA replication termination at RTS1 barrier
Cellular component (GO): nucleus
Molecular function (GO): protein binding
Source: RefSeq, a predicted model, not a curated record